GGCGCCAACUCUUUCGACCACGUCGGUAGCUUGCUAGCCAACAUAAAAGUGAAAGAUUGACGCUUUAGACCAUCUUAAUGUACAUUAUCUAAUCUCAGUGUUUUAAACACAGUUCUGUUGACGUAUUAACUGGUUAACUGUAACCUAAUUUGCAAACUUGUUCAAGAUUUAUGCUGAGCCUAGCACUAGGCUAUUCGCUAAUGCUAGCUAGCUAGAUAACAUCCCUGACCAUGAGCUCACUAAACUACUCAUCCCUGCUAUAGAAGAGGGGGUCUGCUGUUUGGAGAAAGAAGUUCUGGUGCUGAACAUUGAAGAAGAGGAUGAGGUUACAGUGAAAGAAGAUAAAGGACCUUUUAGAAUGAAAAAGGAGGAAGAUGAGACUGUUAUAGUGAAGGAAGAAGAUGCUGUUAUAGUGAAAGAACAUUUCAGAAUGAAAAAGGAGGAAGAUGAGACUGUUAUAAUGAAGGAAGAAGAUGCUGUUAUUGUGAAAGAACAUUUCAGAAUGAAAAAGGAGGAAGAGGAGACUGUUAUAGUGAAGGAAGAAGAUGCUGUUAUUGUGAAAGAACAUUUCAGAAUGAAAAAGGAGGAAGAGGAGGCUGUUAUAGUGAUAGAAGAGAAAGAACCGUUUAGAGAGGAAGAGGAUGCUAUCUCAAUAAAGGUGAAGGAGGAAGACGUUUUUGGAGUGAAAGAGGAAGAGACAGAAUAUCAGAUUAACACCAGAGAGAGACAUGACUAUGGUGGAUCCUCUGGGGAGCUUCAACAACAUCCUGAUGCUGACAAGGAAGAGAAGAGUCUCUCCAGAUCAGAACACAAGAUGGACAACACCAGCCCUUCCUCCCUCCUGGAGUCCCUGUGUCGUGCCUCUCCCGGUAGCACCUUACUGCUGGGUAUGAAGAGGUUGUCUGUGCUGCUGGUGGACUGCAGGGAAACAACGGGGCUGAGUGGAACUGUGAGAGGAGGAGAAGAGAAGAAAGGAUCAGAUUUGACACAUCAAAGAGAAAGACCAGACUCAGAGGAACCAGAGCCAGGGACGUCCAAACCAGCAAGACGACACCAGUGCUCCCAGUUUGAAAAGAGUUUUAAACAGAAAGCACAACUGAAAAAACAUAAGAGAAUACACACAGGGGAGAAGCCUUACCACUGUUCCCAAUGUGGAAAGUGUUUCGGCCGUUCUGGGGAGCUGAAACUACAUGAGAGAAUACACACAGGAGAGAAGCCCCACCACUGCUCCCAUUGUGGAAAGUGUUUCGUCCGUUUGGGGGAGCUUAAAGAACACGAGAGAAUACACACAGGAGAGAAGCCUUACCACUGCUCCCAGUGUGGACAGUGUUUCAACCAGAAAGCACACCCGAAACAACAUGAGAGGAUACACACAGGGGAGAAGCCUUACCACUGUUCCCAGUGUGGAAAGAGUUUCAACCAGUCAGGGACGCUGAAACAACAUGAGAGAAUACACACAGGAGAGAAGCCUUACCACUGCUCCCAGUGUGGACAGUGUUUCAACCAGAAAGCACACCCGAAACAACAUGAGAGGAUACACACAGGGGAGAAGCCUUACCACUGCUCCCAAUGUGGAAAGUAUUUCGUCCGUUCGGGGGAGCUGAUACUACAUGAGAGAAUACACACAGGAGAGAAGCCUUACCACUGCUCCCAUUGUGGAAAGUGUUUUGUCCGUUUGGGGGGGCAGAAACAACACGAGAGAAUACACACAGGAGAGAAGCCUUACCACUGCUUCCAAUGUGGAAGGUGUUUCAACCAGUCGGGGGCGCUGAAACAACAUGAGAGAAUACACACAGGAGAGAAGCCUUACCAUUGCUCCCAAUGUGGAAAGUGUUUCAGCCAUUCGGGGAUGCUGAAAGAACAUGAGAGAAUACACACAGGAGAGAAGCCUUACCACUGCUCCCAGUGUGGAAAGUGUUUCAACCGGAGAGGAAACCUGAAACAACAUGAGAGAAUACACACAGGAGAGAAGGGUGCAAACCAUUUGCCCAUCACAGUGCUCCCGUUGUCUUUUACUGUUGACUGACAAUGUGUUUACCUGUCUUUACCAUAUGAAAUUAAAUGGUACAGGGUAUACUCAAACAUAUAUUUGUUUGUUUUUAUUAGAAAACAUGAAUUGAAUAUGGAGUCUGUCAGUUUGAAUAUAAAGAAGAUCAGGUUCCUUCUUUUAAACUGUCCUUUUUUUAAACUCUUUGUAUGUGUUUAUCUGGGUGUGUCAUAUCUCCAGCACUACAGAUAAUCAAGUAAUAUUUGCAUGUGAUGCAUUCGUUCCAUUGUUGACAUUUGCAAUGUU
Messenger RNA from Oncorhynchus gorbuscha (pink salmon), 2293 nucleotides. Its product is annotated as zinc finger protein 2 homolog. The transcript is spliced from 4 exons. The record is from RefSeq and is a predicted model, not a curated record. Bases 359 to 2026 code for a protein of 555 amino acids. NCBI's taxonomy places the organism in Eukaryota, Metazoa, Chordata, Actinopteri, Salmoniformes, Salmonidae. Gene Ontology annotation, biological process: negative regulation of transcription by RNA polymerase II. Gene Ontology annotation, molecular function: DNA-binding transcription repressor activity, RNA polymerase II-specific.